AUGACCUCCAGAGGUGGCAUUGAUGUAGGUCUGAUGGAUAAUGGUAGUAGAAAACGUAGAAGAGAGGAUGUGGAAAAUGAUGAAGAAGAGUCAGACAUUAUUGUUCUUUUGUUGAUUUCUCUGGUAGCUGUUUUGGGAUCUUGGUACCAUAAUAAAUAUUUUAUCAAAGAGGUUCCCAUGAAAAAUGAUGUAAGAGCUCAACGGAGGGAAAUUUGGAUGAGAUCCUUAUGUCGUGAUCCUACAUGUUUUAAGCAACUACGACUAAAUGUGCACACAUUUAACAAAUUAUGUGAUGUAUUACAAAAUGAGGGUGGACUAGUUGUUUCAAGAAAUGUCACAAUAAAAGAAAUUGUGGCAAUAUUUCUACAUAUUCUCGCUCAUGAUCAAAAAAAUAGUACAACAACAUCUAUAUUUGCGCGUAACAAAGUGAUGGAUUAUAUAAUGAGAGGGAUGCAAGGAGAUGGAGAUGGUCUCCGCUAUUUGAGUAAAAUUCUUACUAUAUGCUGUCAACUUAUUAUUUUCAUAAUUUUGGCUAUAAAUGAUAAUGAAAGUAUGAAUCACAAGAUGAAAAAAGUAACAAAAGCUUCAAUGUCAAUUAACACAAAAACAUCCAAGAGGAGCUUUUCCGACUAUGGUGCUUCUACUGAUCAUGUUGCUGCUGUUGAAGUUAAGCACAAACAAUCAUAUGUAUCUUGGAAUAAGGAGAUAGACAGUCAUUUGGCUUUCAUAUUAACUGAACAAAUGGCUCUUGGACACAAGUGUGAUGUUGAUACUUGGAAGCCCCAAUCUCUGCAUGCUGCUGUGACGUACUUAAAUGCAAAGUUGCAUCUGAAUUUGACGAAAGAUAACAUAAAAAAUAGACUGAAAAGCUGGAAGAAGCACUUCAAUGUAGUUUCUGACAUCCAAACUAAUCAAAGUGGUUUUUCUUGGGACGAGGAUAAGAAAAUGAUUGUUGUCACUUCUGAUGAAUCGAGUUCUUGGGCUACAUAUGUGGAGUCACAUCCUGAUGCAAAAGCGAUGCAAAAUAAAAUGAUAGAAAAUUGGGAUGACAUUGUUCUCUUAUGUGGAAGAGAUAGAGCAACGGGUCAAAAUGUUGAAACUUUUCAAGAAGGUAGUGAAGCAAUGGAUGAAGAUGUUGACAUUGAAGAAGACUUGGCUCCAAGUUCCGAUUUCAGAGCACGAGCAAGGACAACAAAGUAUCUGGCAAGGAAAAAACAAGAAGAGAAACCAAGUGGCAUUGAGAUACAUGAGGUUGUAUCGGUUAUACCGGGGAUUACUAGUGAAGAAGUGUUCAAAGUUAUCCUGAGAGAUAGGUACAAAGAUUGCUUCAGAAUUCAGAUUGGGAUGGCCUCACCACCAGCCUCUGGAAUGACCCAUGGGUUAACGCAUACGCUUCAGGCA
Messenger RNA from Striga asiatica, 1401 nucleotides. The record is from the annotation of a GenBank genome assembly. Lineage: Eukaryota; Viridiplantae; Streptophyta; Magnoliopsida; Lamiales; Orobanchaceae.